Molecule: messenger RNA, 2068 nt
Organism: Alosa sapidissima (American shad)
Lineage: Eukaryota; Metazoa; Chordata; Actinopteri; Clupeiformes; Clupeidae
Product: pleckstrin homology domain-containing family S member 1-like
Exons: 16
Coding region: 124-1506 (460 amino acids)
Source: RefSeq, a predicted model, not a curated record
CUCAGGUAACGAGUGUAGAAGAAAACCACUCAGGUAAAGAUACCAUCUCAUUUUCACUCAGGGAGAAGAGAAGAAAUCUUUAUUCAGGCAUCAACAGCAGCAACAUCCAACACUAUCUUGAAAAUGUCUAAAUUAAGAGUGCCAACCGCCACAUUUUACACAAAGGAAGAGGAAGUGAGGAGUGGCUACCUGUACAAGUCCCCUCCGCCUGGUCCUCUGAUUUCAAUGAAAUCACAGAAAUCAUGGAAGCGUCGUUUUUUCCGGCUCUUAAAGAUGAGUGAGGGUGUUUACACCCUCAAGUACUUCAGAAGUGAGGAGACGGAGAAAGUCCUGGGAGAGAUAGACAUGUCAGAAAUCUCUUUGCUGCUCUUCUGCCCUGAAAGCCACAGUAUGUGGGGAUGGAUUCACAAAAGCUUCAGGUGCCCGGCCUCUUGUGUACUCCUACUGCGUGCCACCAACCGAGACUACUUCCUCGUCGGAGAAAACAGCUGGGAAACCAAUGGCUGGUUCGAUGCCCUUUACAACAUUCUCAAAGGUCAUGAAGAUAUGCGGUAUGAUCAGGAUAUGGAUGUGGGAAAACCCAGAACCCGGUCUGCCCCUCCAGCUCCUCAGAUUGAUCACACCCAUCAGGCCUCUGAUAGAGAAGCAAAGUCAAAGUCAAUGGAAUGGCCGCCACUAAGUCAGCCAGUCAUCACAAACCCAGUCUGUCUCCUGCCUCCGUAUCCACCCACCGCUCAAGCCUCCCUGUUUGAGGACACAGGAACAUCUGCAACUGAGGAGCCCAUUUAUGCUGUUCCAACAAGUCUGCCUAUCAAAGCAACAAAAAAAGCACUUCAGGAUGUGGAUGUGGUACCCAAGAAAACCCAGUCUGAGCCUCCAGCAUCUUGGACUAAUAAAAAAACUGAUCUGGCCUCUGAUGGAAAAGCCAGGCCAAUGUCAAUGCCAUUGUCACCACCAAGUCUGCUACCAAGUCUGCCAAGAGACACAAAUCCAGCAUCUUUGCAUCUUUUUGCUGUUCCAGAGGAUUGGCCUUUGGCACCACCACAGGUACCAAAGAUUGAUGAGAAUGAAGAGGGUGCUGACUGUGGUGUGUAUGAGGAUAUGGCUACAUUGCUCAAUACAGAAAUGAUGGCAGAGGACAAGGAGCCUUCAGAGGACAUUGGUGAUGCAAGAACGAAGAGCAGUCCCUCCGUUAAGGAUGCAAUGGCUGAUGAAGAAAGGGCCAGUGGCCACAGACUCUCCACACUCAUUGAGCUGGAGGUUUGUGUGAGUCGAGAGGAUCUGAAAAAGCACCUGGACCCGACACUGGAUGUAGAGACACCAGGUAAGAGAGACAGCUUGUUGCUCAAGGGAGACGAAAUCCUGGCCAUCAAUAAUCUGCACAUUGACAGUGAGGAGGAAGUGGAGUUCUAUCUGACGAAACUUAGGGUGAACGAGGUGACGCUCACCAUUCGGAGGCUGUCCAGUGAGUUCCAGGCCAUGAAAGCAGAACUUUCCUCCAUGUGAAUCAUUGUGUGGCCCCUUUCUGAGUGUGUUGUUCUGUGUCUCUCAAAGACAAGUUUCCCCCCAUGUGUCAGCCUGUCUCUUAAUGACUUGGAGCUGUGAACACAAACCCGUGUCUCCUCAUGAUGGCAGCACAGGUCUCCUGUGGAGAAGAAGGAAGCAAGUGGGUUUUGUGUGCUCAAAAAAAAGACUAUGGCAAAAAAGAGACCAAGAAUCAUUUUAUGUAGCCGACUAAGAUGACAUUCUUACCUCUCAUCGCCCAGUGUGUUGAAGCAACAUAUGGUUGUGACCAAGGAUUGGUCUGCCAUCCAUGAAGAAGUGUGUGGGUUUCUAAAGUAGGCCGAUGGUCUGCCUUGUCAAUACAGUAUUUCUGUAUAGUAUAGUAGACUGUGCAGUAAGUCUGACCUGCAACCGUGUACACACACUGAAUACAGUGUACACAUACUAUGUAGAGUAUACAGGGGUCUCCACAGUUAUUGGCACCAUGGUAAAGAUGAGUGUAAAGAGGUGUAAAAAAUCAUCUGUAGGCAUUUUAUCUGUUUCACAAUGGAAACAAGGAGGAAAA